UCUGAAGGAGAAAAAGGAAAACCCACGAGGACUUGACUUAUAUAAGAAACCCUCCUUCCGUUUUCAGGAACAGAGCUCUGCUUCCACCAAAACCCUCACCAUGGAACCGAGUCACACAGACAGCUCCACCACCGAGAACGGGUCAGGCCCCGAGUCAUCGCAACCCGGUCCUCAUGACCCGCCUUUGGGCAUCGAGUUCGUGGAGGAGAUUCUGCGUUACGAGUUCAAAGACAAGCGUUUGCUGGAAGAAGCGUUCACGCACGCGUCUUACGGCGAUAGCGUUUCGUACGAGCGUUUGGAACAUGUCGGCGAUUCGGUUUUGAAUUUGGUAAUAACGAGAGAGUUCUUCUUCCUAUACCCGGAAUCGCCACCGGGUUUAUUGACUCGGCUCCGAGCCGCAAACGUUGACACGGAGAAGUUGGCCCGCGUCGCCGUAAAACACGGUUUGCAUCGCUGUCUUCGUCACAAGAAGCCGUUACUUGAGGACCAAAUCAAGGAAUUUUCGAUCGCUAUCGAAGAACACCCGCUGCAUUCGCACGGACUGAUAAGGGUCCCAAAAGUUCUGGCCGACAUUGUAGAAUCCACCAUUGGAGCUCUUUUCAUCGACUGCAAUUCCAUCGAUACAGUUUGGGAGGUGUUUAAGCCAUUGUUGGAGCCGAUAAUAUACGUAGAGAGAUUGGGGAACCAUCCGAACACGGAGUUGCACGAGAAGUGUCAGAAGAGCAGUCUGAAGCUGAGGUUCCAAGACAUGUGGGAAGAGAACAGAGAGUUCAUCGUCUUCAUCGACGGCCGUUUGGUCGGAAGAGGCACUCAUCCUCUCAAGAAGGAGAGCGCUCGCAAUCUCGCCGCCAAAAAUGCCCUCGACCAUUUUCCCCUUUUUUUCCACGAUCAUUUAUUACUCGAUGACAACCGUUUUUGACUCUAGAAUAUAUAUAUAUAUAUUUGUAUCUUUUGCCUUUA
Tarenaya hassleriana is the source of this 960-nucleotide messenger RNA. Its product is annotated as ribonuclease 3-like protein 3. The transcript is spliced from 3 exons. The record is from RefSeq and is a predicted model, not a curated record. Gene Ontology annotation, cellular component: nucleus; cytoplasm. Gene Ontology annotation, molecular function: RNA binding; ribonuclease III activity. NCBI's taxonomy places the organism in Eukaryota, Viridiplantae, Streptophyta, Magnoliopsida, Brassicales, Cleomaceae. Gene Ontology annotation, biological process: siRNA processing. The coding region runs from base 101 to 919 and encodes 272 amino acids.